Messenger RNA from Electrophorus electricus (electric eel), 2455 nucleotides. RefSeq names its product T-cell acute lymphocytic leukemia 1 (gene tal1). Gene Ontology annotation, molecular function: DNA-binding transcription factor activity, RNA polymerase II-specific; protein dimerization activity; RNA polymerase II cis-regulatory region sequence-specific DNA binding. The record is from RefSeq and is a predicted model, not a curated record. Gene Ontology annotation, biological process: regulation of transcription by RNA polymerase II. Lineage: Eukaryota; Metazoa; Chordata; Actinopteri; Gymnotiformes; Gymnotidae.
UUCAGUGCAUCUAAAACCUCAGACAUGGAUGACCCUCGACAAAAUGGCUCCACAUAUAUACUAAUAUUGGCUACAACCCGACGACGGUGACAGUAGGAAAAUCGACGGAGGCGUGGGAGACUCUUGGAAUUAUUGCAUCUAACUACACUUGCCUUACUUUGAACACUGCUGAAUUUCUCUUGAAUCUUAACCUGUAAAGAAUGAUGGAAAAACUGAAAUCGGAGCAGCCUCAGGUUAGUCCGAGCACGCAGGAGUGUGGGUCGCCGGGACACAAGACGUCCGCUUCCUCCGCAACUUUAACCCCCGUGGAGGAGGGUGAGGCACACGGGAAACAGGAAGGCACGACGACGUCGGAGUCUAUGGAGCGCAAGCGAAGAGGGGAGCAUCUCCCCGAGGACUACUGCAACGGGACCAUCAUCCUUAAUGGCGUUACCAAGGAAACGGCUUACCACGCCAGCGAACUAAAAAAGGAAGUGCCAGUAAUCGAGUUGGGCAGGAGAGGAGGGAGCGCAGAUAUAAAAGGCAGAGAGCUCAAGGCAGACAUCAGCCACAAAGUGCAGACCACCGAGCUGUGCAGACCACCCAUCCCUUUACCGCUACCUCCCAGGGACCCGCUAAGCGAAACUCGAAUGGUGCAGUUGAGUCCGCCCGCUUUGCCUCUGCCGGCUCGAGCGAUGCUGUACAGCAACAUGGCGCAACCGCUCGCCACUAUUAACAGUGGCUUUGCUGGAGACCACGAACAGUAUGGAAUGUACCCCAGCAACCGGGUGAAACGCAGACCUGCGCCAUAUGAACUUGAAAUCAGCGAUGGCUCCCAGCCCAAGAUUGUGCGGCGGAUCUUCACGAACAGCCGCGAGCGCUGGCGGCAGCAGAACGUGAACGGCGCGUUCGCCGAGCUACGCAAACUCAUCCCCACGCACCCGCCCGACAAGAAGCUGAGCAAGAAUGAGAUUCUCCGGCUGGCCAUGAAGUACAUCAACUUCCUGGCCAAGCUGCUCAACGACCAGGACGACAUGAUGGGUGGCGAGGCAGGGUCCAGGGCCCGCGAGGGCAGGGACGCCAGCCUGGUGCGGGACGACCUGCUGCAGGAGGUCCUGAGCCCCAACUCGAGCUGCGGGAGCCUGCUGGAUGGCGAAGGCAGUCCGGAGAGCUUCCUCGAGGAGCAGGAUUCCUCCGUGGAGUCCAGGCCCACUGGCCGAGGGCUGCACCACUCCGCUGUGCCUCUGGAUGGAAGUAACCAGCGAUGACUGGGAGCAGACGGAGAAGGAGACUCAGCAAACAGGGCCGGGGGCAAACGUCAGAUCCUGGGCGGACACGGUGCAUCAUGGGAGGCUAUAGACCUGUGCUUAUGUUCAUGCUAUAUGCAGACAUGACUUUUUCUCUUCCCCCUUUCCUUGUGUGUUGAGUUACUCCUAAUUCUGGACACUGCCCCCUAUGGGUAAAAGCUGGUACAGGAGAAAUCAUUGUGGUAGAUUUUGGUCCUUGCUGUUGCGGUUAUUCAGAUAAGGGAACACGGAUCCAAAGCCAGCAGGGCUUAACACAGUGAAGGCAGGUUCAGAGAGGCCAGAUUUAUAGAAUGGUACCCUUUCAUCCCCAUCGUUUCAUCAGGUACACCCAAUAAACCAUGCUGUUGGACAGCUGAAUCAAACUGAUGUGGAAGUCUCUUUUGCUAACUUCGGUCAGUAAGGAAUUUAAACAAUCGCAGAUUGGUCUGUCGAAUUUUGGACAGUAGUAUUCUUACUUUCUCUGCCAAACAUAAGAGUAUAAACAUUAGAGUGGGAACGUGGACUAGUACAUGAGCUAGGGUAUUGUUGUUUCAUUGAAGUUGGAGACUGUUAAGACACUUUUUUGUACAUAACAGGUUUAUGCCCUAUCCACGUUAAUGACUGAACUGACAAUAGCAAGUAACUGAAUGCUAUUUGUAAAAAAAAAUCUGCCAUUUUGUAAAUGGCAUUUGAUUAUUACAUUAUUUGAUAAAACUCACACCCCCACACACACCCACUUACACACACCCCCACACACCCCCUUACACACAUUAACAGCUUGUAAGGACGGGGGUUGCAGCAGUAAGAGGUACAGGUGCGACGCUCCAAGUGUACAUAAAUGAAUAACAUAAUGCUGUACAUCUGUAUCUAAAGCCCCAUGAAUUUGUACUGUUCAUGUUCAUUGUGAUUAUGGUACAAUGAGUUAAUCAGUAAUCAUCUCCUCGCUUUCCUUCCGUCCUUCCCUCCUUCAGUUCCCCUGUAAGUGUCCCACCUGUGUUUGAUCCAUUUGAUCUGCUUUUUUAAGCAGACUAUUGAGUAACCAGUCUUGGUACCUUUCAUUCUUUUUUGUGUAUUAAACAAUGACAACAACAAAUGUUAUUUUAAUGUGAUAUUUAGUAGAAAGGUGAAAAUAAAAUCUAUCUAUAAAUAUAUGCAAUGUUAUAUCUUACAGAAUUUUAUAGAAAAUGAAA